UGUGUGGAAAUUUAUGGGCAAGAGGUAUUUACAAAGGAAAUGACUCUAUUAUAAAGGUUCGAGGCUACCAACUUGUCAUACAUCGUUCUUCCGACUUGCAGAUGUCAUUUACCCCUUCCACUAUCUAGAGAGACGGACUUGCAGUAUCGUGGCUUGAGGUUUUUAUAUGAAACUGGGCAAGGAGGAUUAUUGUGAAGGAUCACCUCUACUUGUACCUGACAGUAAAAUGGGCGUCGAAAGAGCCAGAGAGCACGAUGUACUGUUCAUCUGCAUGUCAGUGCUCGUCACGGUCGUGCUUAUCCUAACACUGUUUAUAAACGCCCUCUCAGGAAGCAUCGGUAUAGACAUGGGUUGGUUUCUUAACAAUACCGGUGACGUCUCCGACUACUACUACCUGGAGAUCACACCGGCCGGUUGGACCUUCUCCAUCUGGGCUGUCAUCUACACUUUCCAGGUUCUCUUCAUCCUCUACGUCUUGAUAUCACUCUGCCGACGCAACGACCAGGGCCCCGUCUACCGCAAUCCGCCCGUGAUCAACUCCCUGAUGCUGCUGCUGUACACUAUCAACCUGGGCCUCAAUGUGUCCUGGCUCUUCCUGUGGGAUCGCCAACUGUUGCCGGUGGCUUUGGUGGUCAUAGCUCUGCUGCCAUUCACGCUCUACCUGGCACUCAUUAUUAACCAUCGACUGGUGAACAAGUCAGGCAGCAACUUGAGGAAUUACCACAGGGGUGACCUCAUUGCAGUGAGGAUAAUUGUCCAAAACGGCCUUGCCCUGUACGCCACGUGGGUCACAAUCGCGACACUGCUCAACUUUGCCAUCGUGCUCAGCUACUGGGGAGGGAUGAGCCAAUCCGACGCCAGCACCGUCAGCCUCUCUAUCCUCCUCGUUGAGGUCCUGGUAUACUUUGUACUGGAAAACAUCGUCUUAGAGAAGUACCUCCGCUACACCUACACUGUAUGGAUGGUGGUUCUCUUCGCUCUUACUGGCAGCGUCGCCAAAAACUGGAGCCCAGGAAGCCGCAACUCCAUCUUCUCAGUCGUGCUCCUGGCUCUGGCAGGCGCUCUGUUCAUCGUCAAGAUUGCCCUUUCCAUUUGGCGCGCUUAUACCAGGCCGUUGUAUGUCAACCAAGUGUCACAAUCGAAGCAGGAUCUCGCAUUAGCUUGAGUUCUGUACUUCGGCGCACUUAUUUGUGUAGUCUUAUGUACACACAAAUAUACAUGUACAUACAUUGUGUCUGUAAAGUUCACGCACAAGACAACCCCUAAUCGUCGUAUGAUACCUCUUGCAGUUAACAUUGGCAGCUCCUUGCACGUGAUCGGUAUAUUGGAACAAAAGCAAAGCUGCAGUUUUAGAUCAGACUUUUUUUAUUUCGUUACUGUAUGAUGUAGUUUGCUGAAGUAUUAUUUCAGAGCCAGUUCAAGUGAUUGCUUGCCAACCUGUCUUUCAUCCAAACCGUGCAAAGAGCCCAUUGUGGAAAGAUUUCAUGCACGUACAAACCCAGGAUAUUUGGAGAACAGUGGCUGCCGCUCUUAUACAUUCUGACGUUGCCUGUAUUAGGGGCCUACACUGGAUAUUUUACGCGUAAUUUAACCUUCAAUUUACUGGCAGAGAGUUGAUCUCUUUGAGUCUAAUGCAACAUAAGCAUAAUGGUCUUUCGCUUGACUCGCAUGAUCAGACAAAUGAAUAUUUGUUUAAACCUUCCGAGGUAGAAACUUCCAGUGUUUUGUUUUGUAAUGUAAUACCGCACCAGUUAUUAUUUCGUAGCCAUUAAGUAAAGGGUUUUUAUUAAGUAACCGUUAACAAAGUCGGAAAUUUUUAUAGAGCCAAUGGUGACGAAAAUACUUGGAAAUAAAAAUAGUUCUUGAUAAUAAAACACAGACAAGUUAACUGUGGUGACAUUCCCA
This is a messenger RNA of Acanthaster planci (crown-of-thorns starfish), 1905 nucleotides long. RefSeq lists its product as uncharacterized. The record is from RefSeq and is a predicted model, not a curated record. Gene Ontology annotation, cellular component: membrane. Lineage: Eukaryota; Metazoa; Echinodermata; Asteroidea; Valvatida; Acanthasteridae.